UAUCCGUCAACCUUCCGCGGCAGAAUCGCUCCCAUGCCCAAGGAAUUCCCCAAAAUAGGGGGCCCACGCCAGCGGCCCAUCUCCUGCAAGUUCUGCAGAACCCGGAAACUCCGUUGCAGCCGAGAAGCACCGUGUUCCAAUUGCGUGUCGCGUGGCCUACCGUGUGAGCUGGAGCAAGCAACACACAGUGGCUCACCUGCAGAUGAUGAUGAUAAGGCUGAGUUGCUCGAGCGGAUCCGGAAGCUGGAAGCACUCGUGGAACAAAGCACCAGAUUCACAAGUGUGAGUGUGGCGAGCCAUGAUACACCGCCCGCCACAGCUCUUCUACCCAAUGCUUUGGAUGGCCAAGCCUCGGGAAGUUUCGAGGAUGUCGCCAGACAGAGCUGGAAAAAUUCGAUCCCAUCCCCGAGCGAGCAACUGGAUCGUGAUUUCGCGUGGUUGGAGAGUAUCUACGAUGGUACAGAAUGCGCGUCGGAGGCAAUCCCUUCUACGAAAGUUGGAUUCCGAAUAUGUUCGUUCCAGCUUGUGGCAGAGGUAGAGCAGUUCGUCACAGGGUCCUCCUCUUCCGAUCCUUCAAUCUUUUUCUGGUUGCCGGAAUACUCAGAAGCCAAGAUCCUGUUAGAAAAAUUUACAAGGGAUAUCGAGCACAUGUAUCAUGUUGCCCUAACCCAAGAUUUGCCAGUCGUCCUGGAGCGCACAUAUAUAUCUUUAACUCAGCAAAAGCAAGUCAAGUCAGGGGAAAUGAUCCUUGUGUUCAGCAUCUUUGCCUCGGCUAUGCAUUCGUGGACUGACGAAGACUGCCGUGCACGUGGGCUGUUCACAACCUCUGCGGAGCCACAUAGGCGAUCGGCUUUAUGGGUGAAAGCCACCGAAGACUUGCUCGACAUUGCCCAUCGAACGACUCUGAUUUCACUCGAAGGUAUUCAAGGUAUCAUAAUUGUAACAUUCGUCGCAGCAAGUUACAAAGGCUUUUCGAGGCGGUGCUGGUUUCUAAUGAACAACGCUCUGGCUCUUGCUCGUGAAAUCGGGCUCCACUGCAUAGACCAUCCUUCAAAUGCGGAUCGUGCCAACACAGCUGAAGCAGAAGUUGGGCGCAGGGUUUGGUGGUAUCUGGUUUCGACCGAUUGGGCAAUGGCUACUAAAUAUAACGGAUUAGCCCGCGGCACCUAUCAAUGCCACCCGAGACAUAUGAACACAAACAAGCCGUUGAACCUCAAUGAUGAGGACGUUGUCGACGGCAUGACCCGAAUGAGUAGACCAUUAUCGGAGCCCACAUCGAUGACAUAUUUUGUAUUCCGCAAUCGAUUGAACGAGAUAUCGCGGACCAUAGUGGAUCGCGCGCCUCUUAUGACGGCUCUCGCAGGCGGUCCAAGCUACGACGUCGUCAUGGACAUCGACACUGAACUGCAACAGCUAAUCAACGACCUUCCCCCGUUCUUCUUCUCGAUGACGCCUUUUGAGAUUGCUGGGAGAUACAGGCUCAGUGACGACCGGGCCAAAGUCAUUGCACGUCAAGGCAACGAUUUCCGAACCAUCUUCUAUGCCACGCGCUGCAAGCUCCACCUACCGUACGCCCGCCGUGGAUUUACGGAGUCACAGUACGCGACUUCUCGAAUUCUGUGCAUUGAGUCCGCAAGGCUGAUCGUCGAAACGGAAUCCGAGUAUCAACGCCUUGGGCUUGACAAAGAAUUCGCGCGCUAUAAGCCUCUUUUGUACAGCAUGACCGUCUUCCUUGCUUGUACUGUCCUCUUGAUGGAGUACUGCCACCGCAAACAAACACAGGCACCGGAUCAAGAGAAGUCCAAGAUGGAGAUCUGCCAUGCUCUAACUAUGCUGGAAGCCGCACGCUCCGAGAACGAAAUGGCGUCCAAGUUCUUGGAUUCGCUAGUGAUGGUGCUGCACAACCAUGGCAUUGCACCUCCAAAGAGACUGCAGCAGCAAGAGAAAUCAGUGGCUCUUCCUGGGGAAGGACUUGUGUCGACCCCUCCAUUUACGAGUCAAGCGACAAGCUCGUUGCCGAUGACGCCAAUGAGUGGCCCGCAGUUAGCUGCGUCUGCCGUGGGAGGAGAGGUGACCUGCACUGGAGGCUUUGCGGGGCUGGAUGCGGGAUCUGAUCUUAAUUCCCUUGUUAAAUCACUUGACCAAGGCGUAGAUGUUGGCAUGAUUGAGUGGGAUGAUAUUUUCCUUGGGCUUGGAGAAUCUUCUUUCCUGUAGAGUAUCCUUGGACCCUCAUCGAUAAUCAGCGCGCAGGUAGAGUGUAAUGUACUAAGUGCUCGGUACGUG
Messenger RNA from Paraphaeosphaeria sporulosa, 2283 nucleotides. RefSeq lists its product as uncharacterized. Lineage: Eukaryota; Fungi; Ascomycota; Dothideomycetes; Pleosporales; Didymosphaeriaceae. The record is from RefSeq and is a predicted model, not a curated record. Gene Ontology annotation, molecular function: DNA binding; zinc ion binding; DNA-binding transcription factor activity, RNA polymerase II-specific. The transcript has 3 exons. Gene Ontology annotation, biological process: regulation of DNA-templated transcription; DNA-templated transcription. Bases 34 to 2214 code for a protein of 726 amino acids.